AAGCAACACUGUAUGAGGAUUUUACUAAUAUCUUGAAGAUUUUUUAAUACUGCCUUUUAGUUAAGAUGGCGAUUCGGAAAUGUUCACACGCAAACUAAAUAUUAGAGAUUAUUAUAUUACGGUUAAACCAGAAAAUAUACAUAUAAUAAAUUGUGAAAUAAAUUUAACAAAUUCAAUACAAUUUUAUUCAUUGAUUGUUAUAUAAAAAAUACUCAGAGAAAAUCUAAUAGUAAUAAAGUGAUUUUUGGCUUUAUUAGGAGUCUAUGCGUGCUAUGAAAAGUUCAGUGUUUUGUUAAAUAAUUAAAUUAAAAUAGCGAAAAUUGUGUAUGAAAAAGAAAAAAAAUUAAAGGAAAAUUUACAAGGUGUGUUUUUAAUUUCCAAGUAAAUGGCAAAUGAUUAACAAGAAAUAGUUAAGUGAAACGCAAAGCGAAAAACAAAAAAAUAAUAAAAUAAAUAGUAAAAAAGAAGAACCACAUACUACUACAAUACAAAAUAAAAAAAGAGAAAUACAUAAUAAAAAUUUAUACCUAUAAAGUUUAAGAAAUAAAGUUGUUUACAUGAUAAAGUGAGGUGUAUUAAAACGUGCGGUAAAGGGAGAGGAAGUUAAACUUAAGAAAGCGGCUAAUACUAGUAGUGAAUUUAUUGUGUGUAGUGUCUGUCUGGGCAAUAAUAGUAACAUAAACAACAGCAAGCACUACACAACGGAUACAACGCUUAAAGCAAUAACAACAACAACAUCAAUAAAAGUUACACUUAACAACCAAAUAACUGAAAAGGGUUACAAGAAACAAAUGUCAAUGGAAAAUCCCAAUACUUUUGUAUAAAAACGUUUUAAUUAUAAAUUCAGAUGGGUCACCGUUUUAGUAAAACUGCUGCAAAUAAUAUUGCUGCUGCUAAAACAACGACAACAAAAGAAAAAACAUUUAAUACAACAACAACAAAUAUAAUACCAAUACCUAACGGUAAUCAACAGCAAUUUGUAGGACCCACUAUAAAUUUACAAAUACAAGAGAGUCCUACUACCUGCACUAGCAGUACGUCGACCAGUGAUAAUAAUCUUAUAACAACAGCUGGUAUUUUACAACAACAGCAACAACAACAAAAUAAUAAUAAUAGUAUUAGCAGUAGUUUAACAUCAGUUAAUAAUUUAUCGUGUGGUCGUCAGAUAAUCAUUAAAAUUCAAUUGGCUAAAAUGGAAAACGGAAAUGAAACAUCAACAUCAUCAUCAUUAUCAUUAUUAUCUCAACAACAACAACUGCAACAGGACACUUCCUUGGAAAGUUUAACAGCUGAUUGUAAUCUCAAUUCAACCGAAUUAUCCACAACAGUAACAGCAGCCGGUACACAAUUCUUAAAUCUUACCUUGAAUAGUAAUUGUAAUGCUAUGCCAAAUCCAGCUACACAAACAACAAUAACAACAUCAUCAUCUACAACAACAUCUUCAUUAUCAUCAUCAUCUGCUUCUUCGUUAUUUAGAACUGCUGGCAGUUCUUUAAACCGAAAUAAUAAUUAUUUGAAUUCAAAUAGCGGCACGAGUGUUAACGUUGGCAGCAUUAGUUGCGCCAUGUCCAGAAAUGAACGGCCGGAACGUUUUAAUUCUUUACAAUUUAAUGAUGAAAUUGUUGAACAAAAUAUUGGAGAAAUAGUGGAGUAUUGUGAAGUUUUAGAAGAUCAUCAUCAUCAACAACAACAACCGCAGAUAAGUAGUGCUACGCAAAUGCUAUCAAUUAAUGAAGAACCAGAUAACGAGGCAAAUGUUUGCUGUCGACGUAAAUCAAAGUCUUUGGCAGCGAAUGGUGGAAGUUCAAUGUCUUCUAGCAACAAUAAUAAUACGGGUGCUAAAACGAAAAGUCGAUGUCGUAAAUGUAGUUGUCGCGAUGCAUUCAGACGCUUUUUAGAUCCCUCACUAUCAAGAUCAUCCAAUAAGGCCAGCAAACAGCAGCAGCAAAAAGAACAAAAGCGUACCAAAUCACAAGACAGACAUUCCAUUAAUAAUCCUCUGGUUAAUAGUAAUAAUACUAAUAAGCCACCACUACAACAACAUCGUAAUUCCAUGCAUUCCACCACCAUGAGCACAAAUACCACAUGCCCCCCAACAACAGCAGCAGCAACAGCUGCUGCUAUUGUUGUACCCCCUGCAGUAAGCAAUCAAGUAUCAUUGUGGGGUCCCGCCACUACUACCAAUGGCAAUGAUGUUAUUAUACCCCUAACAACACCAACACCACCACAAUUUGUUGUGGUCCAGUGUGCUAUAGUAAAUCCCUCGAAUGCAGCUCUUCAUCCCCUACCCAACACAAACAACACCUCCAAUUCCAGCCUAACAACCAACAACAGUCCUGCUAUGACACCCUCUACAUCAGCAUCCUCCUCCUCUAAUGAUUUAAUGGUUAAAGUUCCUUCGAAUACAACAAGGCCGACUGCAGCUGGUAGCGGCACAUCUGGUCCCAUUGUACACUCUCAAGUAGAUUUUGUGCAUUAUUUGGUGCCCGAUUUGGAACGCAUAACCAACUCUAGUUUCUACUGGGGUAAAAUGGAUAGAUAUGAAGCUGAACGUUUGUUGGAGGGUAAACCCGAGGGUACAUUUUUACUGCGCGAUUCGGCCCAAGAGGAAUUUCUAUUCUCAGUAACGUUUCGCAAAUAUGGCCGCUCCUUGCAUGCUCGCAUCGAACAAAGUGAACAUCGUUUUAGUUUUGAUUGCCAUGAUCCAUGUGUUUUUACCGCACCCACUGUUACCGGCCUGCUGGAACAUUAUAAGGAUCCUGCUUGUGUUAUGUUCUUUGAACCCAUGCUUACCAUACCGCUGCACCGUAAGAAUUGCUUUUCCCUGCAGAAGCUGUGUCGUGCCACAAUUGUCUCGAAUACCACUUACGAUGGUAUCAAUGAAUUAGAAUUACCGGCACGUCUGAAGUCGUAUCUAAAGGAAUAUCACUACAAGCAAAAGUUACGCGUCAAAUCCAAUGAACCCACCUACACCAUACACUGUAAAUAGUGUGAAGAUAUAACGGCUAAUAUGAGCCGUCAACAGCAAGAAUUUCUACCCAUAACAACGUAUCACAAGGCCUAUCAUGUGGCCAGAUAUCAAUAUGAACGUGAUACAUAUCAUCAGCGUUUAAUAAAAUGGUAUGAUGACAAGUUGCGUUCAUUGGAGGAACACAAACAAUCGCACACCAAUAAAUGUGUGAUUUUCUAAAAAUAAACAAACUAACAGACAGAAAUACCCUCAUAUACCCCAUACCCCCCAAAUGGAAAUUUAACAUCAUCCUCAUCAUAUUCAUUUCAAUACAGAUUUUCAUUCAAAAAAAUUUUUUUUUUUUUGUUAUUAAAUUUGUGUGCAGUAGUUUAAGUAUACAUACAAUAUUAUUAUUAUACAUAAAUAUUUAUAUAUAAUAUACCUACAUAUUUAGUAGUACUAUAUAUUAAUUAAAUAAAUUAUUUAUUAUUCAAUUGUAUUAUGUAUCAAAUAUAGACAGACAAUCCCCAGUGAAUUAUUUUAUAUAAGGCAAAACAAAACAAAAAGCUAAAUUGUAAACAAAACAAACCUAACUUAUAAAAAAGCAAAAAUUAAUAUUUAUAAAAAUAAACUAUAAAUAACAUAAAAUUAAUAAUCAAAAAUAUUAUAAUUAAUAGUUCCCUACCUAAUGUAUUUGUAUUACAAUAUAAACAAAACUUAAGUAAAUUAUAUAGAAAACAUUUAUAGUAUUAAGUUAGAAAAGACUUGUAUUUUUUUGUCGUCGUCUCGUCAUCGCUCUACAAAACAAAACAACAAAAUUCUCAUAAUGUUUAAAAAAAAAAAUAUUUAUUUUGAAAAAAUAAAAAACCAAAUUUUGUUUUUUUAGUGUACAAAUAUUACACUGAUUACCUUAAGACAA
Calliphora vicina (urban bluebottle blowfly) is the source of this 3869-nucleotide messenger RNA. It is a transcript of the gene Socs36E, whose product is annotated as Suppressor of cytokine signaling at 36E. Gene Ontology annotation, cellular component: phosphatidylinositol 3-kinase complex. The record is from RefSeq and is a predicted model, not a curated record. The transcript has 4 exons. Gene Ontology annotation, biological process: phosphatidylinositol phosphate biosynthetic process; intracellular signal transduction. NCBI's taxonomy places the organism in Eukaryota, Metazoa, Arthropoda, Insecta, Diptera, Calliphoridae. Bases 848 to 2989 code for a protein of 713 amino acids. Gene Ontology annotation, molecular function: 1-phosphatidylinositol-3-kinase regulator activity.